This is a messenger RNA of Jatropha curcas, 1793 nucleotides long. Its product is annotated as tetrahydroberberine oxidase. Lineage: Eukaryota; Viridiplantae; Streptophyta; Magnoliopsida; Malpighiales; Euphorbiaceae. Gene Ontology annotation, molecular function: FAD binding; oxidoreductase activity. The record is from RefSeq and is a predicted model, not a curated record.
GAGAUAAGAAAAUAAAAAUGGCAAUAUCAAGUUCUUUUGUUCUUCCAUUUCUUGUCAUUACCCUUUUACUCUCAUUCUCUUUUACAUCAACUUCAGGAUCUGUAAAUGAAAGCUUUGUGCAAUGCAUUUCCUCCUAUUUACAGCACUCCAACCUAAAUAUUUCACAAGUUGUUCUAACAAGAAAUAGCUCCAUAUACUCAUCAGUCUUGAAAUCUUCUAUUCGAAACAAAAGAUUCUUGAAAACUUCAACUAAUACAAAACCUGAUUUUAUUAUCACCCCAUUUAAUGAAUCUCACAUUCAAGUAGCCAUUCUUUGUGCUAAGGCAUCUGGCAUGCGAAUAAGAGCACGAAGCGCAGGACAUGACUAUGAAGGCCUUUCUUAUUCUUCUGAUGAUAAGUUUGUUCUUAUUGACCUUGCUCAUAUGAGAUCAAUAGACGUUGAUUUAGAAAAUGAAAUUGCUUGGGUCGAUUCAGGCGCGACUCUAGGUGAGUUAUAUUACAAUAUAGGAAAGAAAAGCAAUGUCUAUGGUUUUCCUGCUGGAAGUUGCCCUACUGUUGGUGUAGGAGGACAUAUCAGUGGAGGUGGAUUUGGUACCAUAUUUCGAAAAUAUGGUUUAGCAGCUGAUGUUGUUAUUGAUGCUAAAUUAAUUGACGUUAAUGGAAGAAUUCUUGAUAGAAACUCCAUGGGAGAAGAUCUUUUUUGGGCGAUUAGAGGCGGAGGAGGUGCAAGCUUUGGUGUAAUAGUUUCCUGGAAACUAAGGUUAGUUUCAGUUCCUUCAACUGUAACUGUUUUUAGAGUUUCAAGAACUUUAGAACAAAAUGCAAGUCAGCUUCUACAAAAAUGGCAAAGUAUUGGUCAUAAACUUGAUAAAGAACUUUUUCUUCAUGUAGUUACUGAAGUUGCAAGUUUAAACACCAAUCAAAACACUAUUAGAAUUACAUUCGAUUCAUUGUAUCUGGGAGAGGCUAAAAAUGUUGUUUCAUUAAUGCAAAAUAAUUUUCCUGAACUUGGUAUAAUGCGCGAAAACUGUACUGAAAUGAGUUGGAUUCAAUCAGUUCUGUAUUUCGCCGGUUUCUCAAUAAGUGAAUCUAUCGAUGUUUUGCUUAACAGAACUUCUGAUAUCGAUGGAUUUUUCAAAGCAAAAUCAGAUUAUGUUGUGGAACCUAUUAGCCAAACGGGUUUGGAAGGGCUAUACAAAAGGUUAAUUGAAAUGGAGACAUCAAUGCUUAUCUUGACACCUUAUGGAGGGAUUAUGAGUGAAAUUUCAGAAUCAGAAAUACCUUUUCCUCAUAGAAGUGGAAAUCUAUAUAAAAUCCAAUACAUAGUAACUUGGGAUAAAGAAGAGGAAACGAAGAAGACUCUAAAUUGGUUGAGAAGUCUUUAUUCUUAUAUGAAACCUUAUGUUUCAAAGUUCCCGAGAGCUGCAUAUUUUAAUUAUAGGGAUCUUGAUAUUGGAAGGAACUACAAGAAUGGCAAUACUAGCUUUGCACAAGCAAGUGUUUGGGGUUUGAAGUAUUUCAAAUAUAAUUUUAAGAGAUUAGUACAAGUGAAAACUGCAAUUGAUCCUUCAAAUUUCUUCUGGAAUGAACAAAGUAUUCCUGUUUUUAGGAAAAAACAAUGAUUAAUUAUUAUAUAGAUCAGGAAUUGUGUAAUCAUAAUUGUCUCAUUUGUCCUUAUUUUAUAUUGCAUAUUUAUUAAUUAUUUGUGUAUUUCAAACCCUUAAUGAAUAACAAAGCAGGGAAACCAUAUUGGACGUGAUAGUGGGUGUAUUACCCUAAAAAAAAAAAAAAAA